Dreissena polymorpha is the source of this 2362-nucleotide messenger RNA. RefSeq lists its product as uncharacterized. Gene Ontology annotation, molecular function: calcium ion binding. The transcript has 13 exons. The coding region runs from base 41 to 2254 and encodes 737 amino acids. The record is from RefSeq and is a predicted model, not a curated record. NCBI's taxonomy places the organism in Eukaryota, Metazoa, Mollusca, Bivalvia, Myida, Dreissenidae. Gene Ontology annotation, biological process: cell-matrix adhesion.
CGCUCGCACAUUCAUAAACACGACCGUCAACAACACCGUCAUGUAUACUUGUAACCCAGGGUAUGACUUUAUUGGAAUGACAAAAAUUCGUUGCCUUGAAAAUGGAACCUGGGGAGCACUCGAGGCUCAUUGCACCAUUAAAGACUGUCAAGACCCGCCAGUUCUGCACAAUGGCUACCGCAACGCAACAUCUACAACGUACAAUUCAACUGUCAUAUAUUCGUGCAACCCUGGUUAUAGAAUGUUUGGAGAGAGCUCCAUCACGUGUCUGGAUACUGGGAACUGGAGCGAACUGCUUGUCAACUGCACCAUAAAGGAUUGUGGGAACACUUUUAUGGAGAAGGGCGAAUGUAACGCUACCUCGACAUUCUUCAAGUCUUCUGCAAGAUGUUCCUGUCAUAGAGGCUACCACUUCACAGGAAUUAAUAGCAGCAUUGAGUGUCUUGCUAACGGAGUCUGGAGCGUGGUUCAAGGCAAUUGUGUGAUAAAUGAUUGUGGACAGCCUCCGAUAGGCAAUCUAUCAACAAUACAUUUCCCACUGACAACAGUUAACGCCACGGCGAUAUACGCGUGUCUCCCUGGAUACAACACCACACAUAUUACAGAGCUCACGUGUACUGCUGACGGCAAAAGAUUUAGAAAUACCAAACUUUGCUCAGAUAUCGAUGAAUGCCUCAAAAGAAAUACGUGCCACUAUAAUGCCAACUGUACCAACACUGACGGCAGCUUCAAGUGUGAAUGUCAGACCGGAUAUAGAGACCAGGAUGGGGUCGGGGGACAGCGCUGUGCUGAUGUAGAUGAGUGCGCGUUUGAUGGUGACUUUUUCUGUAUGCAUGCGCUAAAUCAGACACGUUUAUGCGUGAAUAUUGACGGCGGAUAUGUGUGUGUGUGCAAUAAGGGAUUUACUGGAUCCAAAUGUGAAACCGAUAUCAUUGAAUGUAAUGACACGACCACGUGUGGUCCUCAUGCUGACUGUACCAACACGUAUGGUGGUUACUCAUGCGCAUGCCCGGACGGCUAUCCACAGGGAAACCCAUAUCUUGGAUGCUUUGAACCAGUUAUGCUGGACUUCAAAGCAGCUGGGGAUAGAUACAACGGUGACAACCCAAUGAUAGAUGCUUACCAUAUCUCGACAAGAUUGCCAUAUUUAGGCGAAUAUAUUAAUUGGUUUAAGCCAAGCAUGAACGGAUUCAUAUCACUAGAUUUCCAACCAUUGUACAAUGAAUAUGGAGGUGAAAAUGCCAGCGAGUGGAAGGCAACUGUUCAGAACCACAGAGUGAUUGCACCGUUAUGGACAAAUAUAGACAGUAGUAAUAUAUCAGACGGCGGGUUAUGGAUCCAUUCGUUUACGAAUAAACAGCAAAACAAAACAGACGACAUGGCAAAAAUCCAGGAUCUCAUUCGCACGUACACCAACCAGACCGAAUUCAAGAUCAGCGUGGCUAUGGUCGCCACGUGGAAGCACGUAACUGUCCACUCGCCCUACGAACCCGGAUAUGAACUCGUAAAGCACCAGAACCUGUCGAUGCAGUGCAUUCUGGUAUCGGACGGUAUGUACACAUACAUAAUGUUCAACUACGACCGGGAGCAGUUCAGUAUAAGACCGUUACCUGAAGUACCUGUUGCUAGUGGUUAUACAAAACUUGAUUACACGGGAGACAUUUUGUCUGACCGAUAUAACUUCACAAGACUUAAUCAAGGAUCCAAUGUUAUGCCAGAUUUUGCUGGACGUUGGCUUUAUAAUGUUACGGUCGUCACUGAAUCCAUGAAAAAUGAAAUCCUAUGUCAAAGGUUUUACAAAAGUCAUAAGAUUGAGCUGAAAACAUGGAUCCAGAAACAGCUUGAGUUUGCCCUGCCAUGCCCGUGUCAAGAGGUCCUUAUGAUGGAGGACUACACUUUCAACCGCAAUGACUCCCUACGUUCCGGAUUUGGAAGCCACAUGACAUGUUACGAGUCCUGGUUCUUCAGCGCCUAUGGCAUCAAACAAAGAUGCUGUUAUAUGUUCAGCAAACUGCAGACGCAGUACCCGGGUGCAGUAGCUGCAGAGUUUGAAAACAGAACUCUUGCCGGAUUACUCGAGAAGGGUUACAAUCAGUGCUGUUCGCCUGAUGGCAGUCACAAAUACUGUAACCUGUAUCAGGAGAUCAACCCGCCUGAUGAUUGCUCAAGAUACACGAUCAGCGACGAGAUACCGACAGACGGAGGCAGCAUGCAUGUCAUCAUCGGAAGAGUUAAAAAGUUGCUAGGCCUAUAAUUAAUGAAAUACAUUUUUGGAAUUUUUUGCUUCAUAUACAAAAAAAUAGUGUGCUGCAUAUGGUGUUAUCGCCGUGAAUGUAUAAUAAACUUAUAGCAUAAAAUGUAA